Messenger RNA from Gordionus sp. m RMFG-2023, 1030 nucleotides. RefSeq lists its product as uncharacterized. The record is from RefSeq and is a predicted model, not a curated record. Lineage: Eukaryota; Metazoa; Nematomorpha; Gordioida; Chordodea; Parachordodidae. Bases 154 to 894 code for a protein of 246 amino acids. The transcript is spliced from 5 exons.
ACAUAUGAAAAUGCCAAAAUUAUAAAAAAAAAAAUUUCCUUAUAUCCAUGAAAAAUAAAACAAAAUAUUAUUUAUAAACCUAAUAUCUUUCUCAUGAAUAUUAUUAUUUAUUUAUAACCCUAAUAUCUUUCUCGUGAAUAUCAUUAUCUAUCCAUGAAGGAAAAGGGUGUUCUUCCUAGUGAGAAAGAUAAUAAUUUGAAUGGAAAGAGAAACAUACUGUCGUCAAUAAAGAAUUCUGGCAUCAAAUCCAUCUAUAUAUCAAGCUCACAUCAGAAAUUGUCUAAGCCAGAAAAAUAUCAUAGCAAUAUAAGCAAACACCUAACUUCUCUAUAUCCUGAUCAAAUGGCUCCCAAAAUCAAAAUUCGCGGUCUUUUUUCGAAUAAUUCCAAUAUUUCUAUCGUGCGGAUGAUGGAAGGAGACGUUUCCAAUGGCGUCAAUAAUAAUGCAAUAAGAAAUAAUGGAAGGAAUCAUGGGGAUGCUUCAAAUAAUGUGCAAGAGUGUUGGGUGAAAAGACGAGUCAAGAAAUUAAUUGAACGCAGCAUAUACACCAAAGUUAACAAAGCCAAUUCUAUGGCAAACAGUUUAAAACGACGCCGAUUACAUUUCAAAUGCAAAAGGAAACUGGAAAUGAAAGAAAUUCUAUAUUCCCGCUGCCCCAAAAAUUCUUCUUCAUCCUCAGAAAUAUUAAACCCCACCACAAAAAUAUUGAAAAGGUUGCUGAAGGAAUUUUCUGAAGAUAAAAGGAUGUACCCAACUAAGAGUACGGAUCAUAGUGAGCAGAACCGAGGUUCAUCUUGGUGGAAAAGUUAUACUGACCUCGCGGUUCCUCUUUUUUGGCACAACAAAAUGAAUAAUCAUAUGCAAAAUUAUAAUUAUCUUACAAUACCAAAUUAAGAAAAGAAAGAUUUCAAAAGAAAUUGAAGAAGUCAUAAGUUUUUUUUCUAAUUUAAAAAUUAUCUAUAUAUUUUUUUAUGUAUUUACAUUAAAAUAAUUAUUUAAAAUUUCACGUAAUAAUAUAAUCCAAAUGAUU